Molecule: messenger RNA, 1711 nt
Organism: Gadus morhua (Atlantic cod)
Lineage: Eukaryota; Metazoa; Chordata; Actinopteri; Gadiformes; Gadidae
Product: C-C chemokine receptor type 8-like
Exons: 2
Coding region: 125-952 (275 amino acids)
Biological process (GO): positive regulation of Rho protein signal transduction; phospholipase C-activating G protein-coupled receptor signaling pathway
Cellular component (GO): plasma membrane
Molecular function (GO): G protein-coupled receptor activity
Source: RefSeq, a predicted model, not a curated record
AGUCCAGGAGGACACAAGCAUAUACAAGCCUGUAGCCUGUUCCUGCCUAGAGCCAAGCAGCAGCGUAAAGAAGCAGCACUUCGUCAGAACACCUUGGAGCUUUCCCCAGCGUCCUUCCUGAACCAUGAACCACAGUCUAAAUUCCUCAACAUCAGGAGGUCCUGAUGUCCUGUAUGCUGCCUCUGUCACAGCGCUGCUGCUGGUUACCCCCAUCAACAUCUACACCCUGUUGCUGAUUGUCAGAGGAGGCCUGGAGACCAUAACUUCAGAGUUCUACUGCCUUAACCUGGCCGUCUCUGACAUUUUGAUUUGCUUCUUUUGUCUUUUUUAUGUAAUUGGGAAGCAUCUUCAAGUGUUUUUGACCGUAAGCAGCUUUUUCCUAGGUUUCCAAAACAUAGCUCGCCCAUUGUUUCAGGGAUGUAUCUGUGUGGAACGCUAUUUGGCUGUGGUUCACCCUUUGAUCUUUCUCAGGUACAAACUACUCAGGUAUAAAAUAAUUUGUUGCUGUGUGGUCUGGUUUAUCACGCUGGGCUUUUGUAUUUCAUUUAUAUACUAUUUUCUUAUUCAGAGUGUUAUCUUUAAAGUGUAUCAAGGUUUUUACACAGUUCUUCUUACCUUGAUGAUGUUCUGCUGUGUGUCAGUCCUGUGGGCUCUGAAACAGCCCGGUCCAGCACAAGGAAGGAGUCAGAGAACAGAGGGCAAUGAUGCCAAGAGGAGAGCAUUCAACAUCAUUAUGAUCACCACUGGGAUUUUUGUAAUAGAGUACCUUCCAUAUGGUGUGUUGUUAUUUCUGUAUGGUUACAUAAAAAUCAAAGAGUAUUCUUUUUUAUUCAGCAUUAUCUUAUCUCUCUCCAUUUUUGCUGGUGUUAUUAACCCUCUUUUCUUCCUUCAAAGAGCUGCAAAACUCCCUUCUUUAAACUUGGACAUUCAGAGAUUCAUGCUAAGAAAAUAAACACAACAAAUAACCUGGAUAAAAGAUUAAUCUGAUGCUAACUUUGAUGAAAUAACAUGUAUUACUAUACUGUGCAACAACAAUUGUCAUACCAGCAGUCUUUUCUAUUAAGAAACAGGCAGGUUUCUAGUGAGGCAGAGAUAUUUGAGUGCCACACCUUGGGCCAGUGAGAGGAAGAUUAAACAGACGUCCCCAGGGAGUUUAAUGACAUAUUAAGCAAGAAGUAUAAAGUAACAUUUUUUUAAAUGUAUUGAUGCAAUAGGUAUGUAUCUCUCUGUUAUCAGAUGGUAUAAUAUAUGCAAUCCAAACAAUUGUUCUUAACUUCAUUGUAAACUUGAUGUGUGUGUUGUAUCUAUAUUUAUCUUAUCUGUGUGAAAAGUAAUAUAUAUAUAUUUAAAUGAUUCAAUUAAGAGUGACCUAAAAGAAAGCUUGUGCUAGUUAAUUGUCCUUGAGUGUAAAUGGAAGGAGACUCUGAAGUAAUAUAAUUUACUGUGGUCUGAGCAUUGAAAGGGUAAAAGUAUGGGCCUUGCAGAACACCCAUCCAAUGAGCCCUCAGUCUGCUGCCAUUCAGCAUAGUUACACAAUACACACUGAUGGCCUGGGGUACACUGUGGAGCUAUAAGGCUGAAUUAAAAACGAAUUAUGUUCUAUAUUAAUCUCUUCAUUAUUUUUUCUUGGUCAAAUCAUAUAUUGUAAUAGAUUAACUUUCUUAAUUUGUUACGUUUUAAUUGCUGUUUCUGUAUAAUAAUAUAAAAUAAA